CCAAAGUUAUGAGCAAGAAACAUCUUGAUGCUGACGAUACCAAGGAUGCUACCUGGCUAGCUAGAGAGAUUGGAAAGUUCAACGGAAAUCUUGAUAGAGGAAUGGCCUUCCUCCUAGGUGCCAAUUUUCAGAAGUUUGGAAAGAAGUAUGGUAGAGAUGCAUACACCCAAUUAGCCACAAUUUUAGAAAGAGCUCUAAGCGACAUGGCAAUAGGUAAAAAUCAAAUGAAUCAGGUCUACAAAGAACUAUACGAGCAAGAGUGUCUCAGCGAUUGCUUGGAGUUACCUUACUUCAAGGAAUACAAAAAGGGUUUUAUCAAAACAUAUGAAACUCCUAAGCCUCAUACAAUGUCUGACGAUGAUGAAAACUCAACAGAAGUCCUCAAAUCCCAAAUUCAAACUCCUUCGGAGACUCUUGCUUGACCUACUACUUCAGAAAAAUUCCUUAAAAAUGCUGCUAUGAGCUCGAGUUUUAAUGAUAGAAGCAAAGAAACUAAGAAGUUCACUACCUCCCAAGAAAAUCUAGAACCAUAUGAACAUCUCAAUGAAGAAGAACCUGAAAAUAGUGAACAAGUACUCAGGGCUUUUAAUAUUCAAGGGGAAGAGCAUAUUCCAUACUCUGCUGAAAAUUCUCAGCAUAUAAGAGCUCAUGAAAUCUCAGAUGGCAACUCCAUUGACUCAGAAGCAGAUGAAUAUCCUCAAUAUGAGUGCCAAGUGGAUCAGAACCCAGAUGGAGAACAAAUAACCUAUAAGAGAAUGAAGACUGGAGAGGAACACGAAGCCCAUAUUGAACUUCAGGACCAAAAAGUAGAACUUGAACAAAGACUUUCGAACCAUAACCCUCUUGCUGAAGAUUCAAAUGAUCAACAUGACGAUCCAAUGGAGUCUCACCACCAACCUCCUAACGAAGGGAAUAAAAACCAAGAAACAUUUGACGUAGAAGAAUUUACUAAAAAGAGAGAAAUGAAGGAACAACUCAGGUUUGCAGAACAAGACCAGUUAAAUAAGGACGGACUUGAUGUAUACAGAAGAAGUAACUCUGAAGAACAUGUCCCUCUCAAAAAGAUAGCUACACAGCCUUCCAAUCUCCCUAAAGGGAUUAAUGAUAUAAGACAUAUCCCAGAUGUUAAUGCUCAGGCCCAGCUACUCGACGAGCAUAACCAAGAGUUCUCAGAUCCUGAUGAAGCUGAGAUUAUUGAAAAAACAUUCAGAGAACAAGAAUUUGCAAAGAAGCAACAAGAUGCAUUCGAGGAAAUGCAAAGAAAAUUAGAGCAAGAGCGCAAAGACAAAGAAGUAGCAGAUCAGCUACAGAAUGAGGAAAGAAUUAAAGUUCAGCAGCAAAUAGCUAGUUCAAUCUGAGAACUAUGCAAUCGUGCAUUUGGUGAUUCUGAAGUUGUGCAGCUUUCUUGAGAAGACAUCUUUCACCCUUCUUGAUUUCAAAAUUAUGUUGAAUAUAAAGUAAAGGUGAAAAACUACCCAAUCACUUGUCCAGGCGACAAAUGAAGAGAAAAGGUAACAUACUCAGAACUCAAAGCACUAUUAAACACAGGGUUGUACAAUGAAAUUGAAAAAGAUAGGAUGCGAGAAUACUUACCAGAGUCGGAAUAUAAUUAUGAGGAUCCAACUACUACCCAACAAUCCAACAACAGAAACAAAAGAGACUCUAAAUAUAAAGGAAAACAUAAUCAAUUGAAGAAAAAGAAAGAUAAAGAAAGGAAAAAGUUUCUCGGACUUUUCUAAAUCAAGACAAACCCCUCAAAGAACAUUCUUUGGAGUUCUUGCUCAAUAAGAUACAAUGAAACCAAGUCUGUAUCUAGCAAAUAUUCCAGAAGGUGUUCAAAUGAGGCAUAAGAGUAAGCAUUACUAUUGGAUAUAAGUUGCAUAACGGGAUUCUCGGCUUGUGUGAGGUGACUUCGAAAAUAUUGCUCUAAACAAGCUCCUAAAUCAAACGAGCCUCAUUUAAAACACAUUAUCGACCAAAAUCUCCAAAAUUUGCAAUUUAAUCUU
This is a messenger RNA of Moneuplotes crassus, 2006 nucleotides long. Lineage: Eukaryota; Ciliophora; Spirotrichea; Euplotida; Euplotidae. The record is from the annotation of a GenBank genome assembly.